This is a messenger RNA of Coffea eugenioides, 1106 nucleotides long. RefSeq lists its product as uncharacterized. Lineage: Eukaryota; Viridiplantae; Streptophyta; Magnoliopsida; Gentianales; Rubiaceae. The transcript has 10 exons. Bases 65 to 883 code for a protein of 272 amino acids. The record is from RefSeq and is a predicted model, not a curated record.
CGAAACUUGCAUCUGUUCCAACCUCCAGUGAAUAGAGAGUACCAUUUCCCCUUCUCCAGUUCACAUGUCUCCAGCAGCUUCAAGAAUUGCCACAUUUGGGUUAUCUUCUUCUUGUUGUUGCACCCGUUCCACUGUUCUUCAUCCACCCAUUUUGCAUAAUCAGGCUGCUAUUCCGAUAGCAUUUUCCCCACAAGUGCUCUACCUGCGGCGGCAGAAUGGGAAGAAAAUGCUUAUAUUGCCGAAUUAUCGGAAUCAUCAUCACCCUCUUCGACCCUGUUCUGUAAAUGAUAACCAAGAUAGUCAAACUAAAGAGUCAUCAGAUAUCAGUUUGCCAGAACAGACAGAUUCGACUGGAAAAGAAAAUCAUCAGCAAGAGUCUCUCACAACGAAUGAAAUAUCAGGGAAUAAAUUUCACUGCCGGAGCCUUGCAGGAAUGUUUUCUUGUGGUGUUUGGUGUUUUGCAGACCAAUUUUAUCCAUCUAAUAAAUCAAGAGAUUCUUUCAUUAAUAGGAUCUUGAAGAGGUUGAAGAGAUAUGGUGUCGCAGGAGUGCUGUCCUAUGGCCUCUUAAAUACUUGUUACUAUCUUUCUACUUUUCUUUUUGUAUGGCUUUAUGUUGCCCCUGCACCUGGGAGAAUGGGUUAUGUUGCAGCUGCUGAGAGAUUUCUUAAGAUAUUGGCUAUGGUGUGGGCUGGUAGCCAAGUUACUAAGCUUAUCCGAGCAGGGUGGGCUUUAGCACUUGCGCCUGCUGUUGACAGGGGGUUGUCAUGGUUUACUAUUAAAUACAAGUUCAAGUCACAAGGAAAGGCUUCCAUGGCAAUAGCUGGGUUUUGUUUUGGACUGGCUUUCAUGGUCUUCCUUGUGCUGACAUUGCUCUGGGCAUAAAGUUUCUCACAACUUUUGUAUCCGGUUUUCCGCUGAAAGAACUCUUCUGGUGAUUCCAAUAUCAUUUAAGUAGCCAACAAACGUGGCGUAUUUGUUAAAAGACUCGACCUUGCUAACAUUUUCUUUUUAUGUGCUAAUUGUGUUUGGCUAGGAGGUUAUUUGAAAUAAUUACUAUGACAUUUUUUAUAAUAUAAUAUAUGUGAGAUAAAAAUUUAAUUGAAAA